GCUGAAGUCAUCAAAAUGUCCUUUCGAUUGCGGGGUCAUUGAAUUUGCCACACAAACCGCACGCACAUCAACAAUAUGAUAAACAGUGCCGAGCUCCUGUCCAGCAUCCCGUCGCUGGGAGGCAAAGAACCGUCCAAUCCGCAGCAGCACCAGCACAAGGAAGUGGUGGCACGGUGGCGCGUUCCUCUGUACGGAAAGGUGUACGAGAUCGAGUUCGAACACGGCACGGCCAGCGGCAAGCGCGUGCUGUGGAUCGACAAUCGAAGUAUUUUCCGGCGCGAAUGGAUGUUCAAGCUGGUCGGCGAGGAUAUGUUCAAGCUGGAGGACAAACGGUGCAUCAUCCGAGUCGAUCCGCUGCCCGGUUUCCGCUACAGUUACUCGCUGUUCGUGGACGGAAAAUCGUACGAACAGUUCACCGAAUGCCAAGCAAAAGCACUGAAAACCUGGGAGACGAAGCUGGGCGAUAAUUUCUACCGCAUCGUGCUAGAACACAAUACACUCAACAUCUACGUCAACGGCAAGCUGAUCGAAGAGAACGGCGAGUUCGUUGAUGGCGGCACCGAUACGACGUUUGUCGAGGACAACAAUACUUUCGUCCUGAGCGCCCGAACUAGCGGCAAUAAACGCGACGGGAUCGUCCACAAGCUCACAGUGAAUGGGACAGAAAUUUUCGAUCAGGGACGUUAGUUCUCUCGAGUAAGUUAAGGUAACUCCAAAUACGAUUCGAAUACAUACGGUUGUUGUCGGCGGCCUGUUUUCGGAUUUUCUUUGGAGAGAGCGUUGCCGGCUUCUGUGGGUAUGAAACACGAAAGGAAGAGUUUGAUUUUAUUAUUUUUUAUUUGAAAUAAUUUCAAUUUUCAGCAACUCUGUCCGGUUCUCAUUUCCCCCUGUAUUGUUUAUGCCUUUCGUCCCUCUUUCUCAGUGUAUUUCCAAGAGUUGCCGUACCGUACCAACGUGCUGUUUCUUCAUUUAUAAUUUAAUCGUAGCUUCAGCACUUUGCUAUUGUAACGAACAAGGAAAAGAAUCUCUCUCUAAGCGCACGAGGAACGACGGGGCGGCAGAUGUAUUAUAAUGAAAUAAAAUAAUGUAUAAACCGUCACAAGAAGGCAAUAAAUGUAAUGAUAUAAAAACGGACAGUGAUAAAGUGCUGCGUUAGUGUAAACCGUAAAAGCUAAAAUACUUGUUACUGGAAUACUUCUCCUUAAGAAAUCCUGGAAUCCUGUCACGCACGGAAAACACAACUAAAGAAAUCCGUUUCUAUCGAAAAAAGAGUUUCACCAAAUGCGCCAUGU
Messenger RNA from Anopheles cruzii, 1292 nucleotides. Its product is annotated as fas apoptotic inhibitory molecule 1. The transcript has 3 exons. Bases 76 to 687 code for a protein of 203 amino acids. Gene Ontology annotation, biological process: canonical NF-kappaB signal transduction; negative regulation of extrinsic apoptotic signaling pathway via death domain receptors; positive regulation of neurogenesis. Lineage: Eukaryota; Metazoa; Arthropoda; Insecta; Diptera; Culicidae. The record is from RefSeq and is a predicted model, not a curated record.